Molecule: messenger RNA, 3172 nt
Organism: Gracilinanus agilis (Agile Gracile Mouse Opossum)
Lineage: Eukaryota; Metazoa; Chordata; Mammalia; Didelphimorphia; Didelphidae
Gene: IFT80
Product: intraflagellar transport 80
Exons: 20
Coding region: 162-2495 (777 amino acids)
Biological process (GO): cilium assembly
Cellular component (GO): cilium; intraciliary transport particle B; centrosome
Molecular function (GO): protein binding
Source: RefSeq, a predicted model, not a curated record
GUGACAGGUAGCUCGGCUGCAGUAGCUGGAGAGGCGGCUCGGCCCUGGGCUGCCGCUGCCCCGGGGGCCGCAGAUUUUUGAUGCCUUUUGAAUGUAUGUCUCUACAGUGAAUAUAGCCAAGCAACUUUUACAUUUAUUUGGAAACUGGAGAUUUUGAGAAGAUGAGGCUGAAGAUAUCACUUCUAAGAGAACCAAAACAUCAAGAAUUAGUGAGUUGUGUAGGCUGGACCACUGCCGAGGAGCUGUACUCCUGCAGCGAUGAUCACCAGAUUGUGAAAUGGAACUUGUUAACAAGCGAAACGAGCCAGAUAGUCAAACUCCCCGACGACAUGUACCCCAUCGAUCUUCACUGGUUUCCCAAAAGCAUCGGCGUGAAGAAGCAAACCCAGGCUGAGAGCUUUGUACUCACUAGUUCUGAUGGAAAAUUUCACCUGAUCUCGAAGUUAGGAAGAGUGGAAAAAAGUGUAGAAGCUCAUUGUGGAGCUGUACUUGCUGGGAGAUGGAAUUAUGAAGGAACAGCAUUGAUUACAGUUGGAGAAGAUGGACAAGUUAAAAUUUGGUCAAAGACUGGGAUGUUAAGAUCCACUUUAGCUCAACAAGGCACGCCGGUCUACUCCGUGGCAUGGGGCCCUGAUUCAGAAAAGGUCCUCUACACAGCGGGGAAGCAGCUGAUUAUUAAACCUCUUCAGCCAAAUGCUAAAAUUUUACAGUGGAAAGCUCAUGAUGGAAUCAUUUUAAAAGUGGACUGGAACUCAGUCAAUGACCUUAUCCUGUCUGCUGGUGAAGACUGUAAAUAUAAGGUUUGGGAUAGUUAUGGCCGUCUGCUGUACAGCUCACAGCCUCACGAGCACCCCAUUACCUCGGUGGCCUGGGCUCCAGAUGGAGAGUUAUUUGCUGUGGGAUCAUUUCAUACUUUACGCUUAUGUGAUAAAACAGGGUGGUCCUAUGCUUUAGAGAAGCCUAAUACUGGCAGUAUAUUCAAUAUUGCUUGGUCGAUUGAUGGCACUCAGAUUGCUGGCGCUUGUGGAAAUGGACAGGUGGUUUUUGCCCAUGUGGUGGAGCAGCGUUGGGAGUGGAAGAACUUUGAAGUCACCUUGACCAAAAGGAGGACCAUGCAGGUUCGUAAUGUUCUUAAUGACGCAGUGGACUUAUUGGAAUUCCGUGAUCGGGUCAUCAAGGCAUCUUUGAACUAUGGACACUUGGUUGUUUCAACGUCUCUUCAAUGUUAUGUGUUCUCUACAAAGAACUGGAAUACACCACUUAUAUUUGACCUGAAAGAAGGAACCGUUAGCUUAAUUCUGCAGGCUGAAAGGCAUUUUCUUCUUGUGGAUGGAGGAGGCAUCUACUUGUACUCUUAUGAAGGAAGAUUCAUUUCCUCACCAAAAUUUCCAGGAAUGAGAACAGAUAUUCUGAAUGCCCAGACAGUAUCUUUAAGUAAUGAUACUAUAGCAAUAAAAGACAAAGCGGAUGAGAAAAUCAUCUUCUUAUUCGAGGCAUCAACAGGAAAACCACUAGGUGAUGGAAAAAUUCUUUCACAUAAGAAUGAAAUCUUGGAAAUUGCUUUAGAUCAAAAAGGACUUACCAACGAAAGAAAAAUUGCUUUUAUUGACAAAAAUAGAGAUCUUUAUAUCACUUCAGUCAAACGAUUCGGGAAGGAAGAACAAAUUAUUAAACUUGGCACGAUGGUCCAUACUUUGGCAUGGUGUGAUACAUCCAAUAUUCUUUGUGGACUUCAAGACACUCGCUUUACAGUUUGGUAUUAUCCCAAUACAGUUUAUGUGGAUCGAGACAUUUUGCCCAAAACAUUGUUUGAAAAGGAUGCAAGCGAAUUCAGCAAAAACCCCCACAUCGUGAGCUUUGUGGGGAAUCAGGUGACCAUCCGAAGGGCCGACGGCUCUCUGGUGCACAUCAGCAUAUCGCCCUACCCCGCCAUUCUCCACGAGUACGUCAGCAGCUCCAAAUGGGAGGACGCCGUGAGGCUGUGCCGCUUCGUUAAGGAGCAGACGAUGUGGGCUUGCCUGGCCGCCAUGUCAGUGGCUAAUCGAGAUAUGACAACUGCAGAAAUAGCCUACGCGUCCAUUGGGGAGAUUGACAAGGUCCAGUACAUCAAUUCCAUAAAAGACCUUCCAUCCAAGGAGUCCAAGAUGGCCCACAUGCUGAUGUUCAGUGGCAACAUCCAGGAGGCCGAGAUGGUCCUUCUUCAGGCAGGCCUCAUUUACCAGGCCAUCCAGAUCAACAUCAACCUGUACAACUGGGAGAGGGCCCUGGAAUUAGCUGUAAAGCACAAGACACACGUCGACACAGUUCUUGCAUACAGGCAAAAGUUUUUGGAGACGUUUGGGAAACAGGAAACUAAUAAACGCUAUUUGCAGUAUGCAGAAGGGCUGCAGGUAGACUGGGAAAAAAUCAAAGCCAAGAUCGAAAUGGAGAUCACCAAAGAGCGGGAGAGGUCAUCCUCCAACAUCACCGGCAAAAGCCUGUCUUCCAAGCACUGAGUGCCCCGUCGCUGUCCGUGGUAGCUUCCUGUCUCCAGAUGGGGUCAGUGUGGGAGCUCUUGCCCAGGUCGGGCAGCCUGUGCCUGGCCAGUCAUGGUCCCUCCGCACCCACCUGGCCCUCCCUGCCCCGGGGAGGUUGCCCUUAGCUCUACCCUGUGCUGCCAUUCCUGACGGAGGCUCCGAGCGGCUCCCUCGGCUCCCCAAUUGUACUGAGCUCCCAGUGGCUCUUAGUCUGCAAAGAAAAGAAGAUGGGGGUGUGGGAAGGGCUGGCGGCUCAUCGACCUGGGCCUGGGAGAUGGCCCGAGCUCCAAAUGCCCAGCUCUGCCCUUGCCCACGGCCUGCCCAGCGGUUGCCCAAGGCCUGGGCGUCCAUGUUCCCGCUGCUGUUUCUGUGCUUGAGCCAGGCCGAGCGCGGAAAGGGCUGUGAGCGAACGAGCUCCUGAUGGGUGACGUCUGAAAUUGGCGCUUGUGCCACCCACCUGGCUCUUGCAGCGAAUUGUUUUUUAUUCAUCUAUCACAGUAGCUUUUCUUCAAUUGAAUUAUUAUGGUUUAUCAGUUGUUACAAUUUAUAGAAACUGUUCUUUACAUACUUUUUCCUGUGUUAUCACUAAAUAGUUUUGUACCUUUUGAGAAUUUAAAUGUGAUGCAAUGAUUACAAAUGCUGUUAAACAAAUAUUU